Molecule: messenger RNA, 15943 nt
Organism: Hemicordylus capensis (graceful crag lizard)
Lineage: Eukaryota; Metazoa; Chordata; Lepidosauria; Squamata; Cordylidae
Gene: BSN
Product: bassoon presynaptic cytomatrix protein
Exons: 12
Coding region: 102-12155 (4017 amino acids)
Biological process (GO): protein localization to synapse; presynaptic active zone assembly
Cellular component (GO): glutamatergic synapse; cytoskeleton of presynaptic active zone; GABA-ergic synapse
Molecular function (GO): metal ion binding; structural constituent of presynaptic active zone
Source: RefSeq, a predicted model, not a curated record
AGGCAGCGAUGGUGGAGCUAGGCUGAUGGCGGCGCAGGCGGCGCUGCGCUGAGGACGCUCAGGGAGCCUGUCCCCAUCCCGGCCGCUGCUGCUGCCUCGCUAUGGGCAACGAGGCCAGCUUGGAGGGCGGGGGAGCCGAGGGACAGCUGCCCCCCGGCUCCGCCGCCGGCCCCUCCACGUCGCCUGGGACAGCCAAGCCUCCUUCAGCACCAGGCAGCGGCGGACAGCUCCCCCCGGGCAGGGCUCCAGCCGCCGCACCGGGCCCCGCGCAGCCGCAUGGACCCUCCGCCAGCGCACCAAGAAGACCAGAUCAAUCGGACCACUCCUUUGGACAGAGAGCAGCUUCCCCCUCCCUUAAACAGACUGCUCAGGCCAGUGAAAGCACAAGAGAGACGAGGAGCCAUGUGCAGACCGCUCAACAGGCUGAUGGGCCAAGGAGGACACUCCAAGUGGACAGCAGGGACCAGAGAUCAGGACGUUCGCCAUCUGUGUCCCCUGAUCGAGGCAGCACCCCUACCUCACCUUAUUCUGUCCCCCAAAUUGCACCCCUUCCCAGCAGCACACUCUGUCCUAUAUGCAAGACAACAGAACUCACCUCCUCUCCUAACCAGCCAAACUUCAACACCUGUACACAGUGUCACAACAAGGUCUGCAACCAAUGUGGAUUCAAUCCCAACCCUCACCUGACGGAGGUGCAAGAAUGGUUAUGUUUGAAUUGCCAGAUGCAGAGAGCUUUGGGGAUGGACAUGACCACGGCACCCCGCUCCAAAAGCCAGCAGCAGCUACACUCCCCUUCACUUUCCCCUUCCCAUUCCCCAGCCAAACAGCCACAACCACAACCACAGCCCCAAGUGGCGACAGGACCAGAGAAACCACCCGGAACUAUGCAGCCGAGCCCCAGGCCGAGUGCUGGUGUCGUGCAGCCCGAGCCCCCCAAACCACUACCAGCUUCAGCACAGAAAGAGCCACACAGCCAAGCCCAGCCAAAACCUGCUGCUCCUCAGGAAGUGGUGAGGUCUUCCCCUCAGCAUCAGCAAGCAAAGCCUUCGUCCACUGAUCCAAGAAAGACUGUGGGAGACUCCCCCGCUAAGACUGCAGCACCUCCCCCCACUGCUGGGGCACAAGAGCAACCCCAAGAGGGCCUCACUGGGAAGCUCUUUGGGUUUGGGGCUUCUCUCUUGACCCAGGCAAGCACACUCAUGUCUGUCCAGCCAGAGGCCACCCCACUGAGUCAGCAGUCCCCUGGCAAAGUGCCUCCAAAAAUUGUUUUCAGUGAUGCCAGCAAAGAAGCUGGCCCUAAAGCCCCAGGCACUGCACCUGGAACGCAGGGUAAGGCUGGAACUGUCCCAGCUGCAAAGCAAGUGAAAGCAGAACAAGUUAUCAAGCCAAAGGAAGUGCCGAAAGCAAGGGUUUUGUGCCCCCUCUGCAAAGCAGAGAUCAACGUGGGCUCUGGGGAACCCUCCAACUAUAAUACCUGUACAACCUGUAAGCAGCAGGUCUGCAACAUGUGUGGAUUCAACCCAACACCUCAUCUGGUGGAGAAAAACGAAUGGCUGUGUUUGAACUGCCAAACUCAGAGGCUGCUAGAAGGAAGCCUAGGAGACCCUGCUCCAAUGCCACUGCCUGCUCCCAAGCAACAGCCAACUGGAUCCCCCCGACACCAACCCAGUGGAACUGGUCAGCAACAGAGAGGAGCCCCUCCGCUUGCAGCCCUCCCACAACAUGAACCAUCAGCUCCUCAAGUCAGGCACCCUUCCCAAGCAAAACAUCUCAGGACUUCAGAACAGAGUAAAUUACCAACCACUGUCCAAGAAAAAAAGCCUCCUGCUCCAUCAGAAGGAAAGCCACUGCCCAAACUAUCCGAAGAGCCUCGAAAAGCUUCUGAAAGUCCAUUGCCAAAGGGGAAAAGUAUGGCCACAAAACCAGAAGCAGAUGUCAAAGACACCACAACCGUAUCGGAGUCUCAGAAAAUAAGAGAGCAGGAGGAAUCCAGUAAGCCUUAUCCCUCAGACCUCUCCCGUAGCCCCCAAAGCCUGAGUGACACUGGCUACUCAUCUGAUGGCAUCUCUAGCUCCCAGAGUGAGAUCACAGGCUUAGUGCAGCAAGAAGGCGAGCAGCUGAAUGAAACAGGAAUCGUUGAGCAGAGCCCUCCAAGUCCUUCUGAACUCACUAAAUUGGAAAGCAGCAUGCGCCCCCUACUGGAAUCAAAGGGCUUGGCCCAAGAGCCAACUGAAAGAGGGAAAACAUACCAUGAAUUGAGGGAAGAGCAGAGACAAAGGCCCCGGUCCCUUUCCAUCACCCCAGAAGCCUUUGAUUCUGAUGAGGAGCUGGAAGACAUCAUGGAAGAAGAUGAAGACUCUUUAGAAUGGGAGAACCAGAGAGAGCAGAGGGAAAGUAUGGAGUCAUCGGAUGACUUUGGCAGCAAGCUACGCCAUGACUAUGUGGAGGACAGUAGUGAAGGAGGGUUCUCCCCAUUACCAACUAGGCAGAAAAGCAGAGAACCUGAAAUGACGGAUGAAGAGUUCAUGAGGAGGCAACUCCUGGAGAUGAGCGCUGAAGAAGAUAACCUUGAGGAGGAUGAAGAAUAUGACAGUGGCAAAUACAGUGGUGCAAGAAAUGGGCACAGGCCUGAUACUGAAAAAAGCAGGGAAACGACAUCAUCCAAGAGGCGCCUGCCUCACAGUUCUGGUAGCAUAUACGAGGAGGAAAGGAAGGAACUGGAAAGUACGGAGGGUGAUGACAUGACUGCAUCUCAGGGAGGUCUGCGGCGUUUCAAGACCAUUGAGUUAAACAGCACUAAUAACUAUGGCAGAGAGAUGGAGAUCAGCCAAGAGGCAGACAUCAGCUUGGACAGAGAACCUGAACUGGAGAUGGAGAGUCUGACAGGCUCCCCAGAAGACAGGUCAAGGGGUGAAUAUUCCUCUACUUUGCCGGCAACAACACCCAGUUAUACAUCAGGAACCUCUCCCACUUCCAUCUCUUCCCUAGAGGAGGACAGCGAUAGCAGCCCGAGCCGUAGGCAAAGACUGGAAGAAGUUAAGCAGCAGAGAAAAGCCCGGCAUCGCUCCCAUGGUCCUCUGUUGCCAACCAUAGAAGAUUCUUCUGAGGAAGAAGAGCUGCGUGAGGAAGAGGAGCUUUUGAGAGAGCAGGAGAAAAUGCGAGAAGUGGAACAGCAGCGCAUCCGAAGCACAGCGCGCAAAACCAAGCGAGAUAAAGAAGAGCUGAGGGCCCAGAGGAGAAGAGAGAGGUCCAAAACUCCACCCAGCAACCUGUCUCCCAUUGAAGAUGCUUCACCCACUGAGGAGCUGCGGCAGGCUGCAGAGAUGGAGGAGCUGCAUAGAUCUUCCUGUUCAGAAUACUCGCCCUCGAUUGACUCGGAAGCAGAGGGGUUUGAUGUCAUUGCCUCCAAGCUGUACAAGUCUGGCAGUGAGUACAAUCUCCCAACAUUCAUGUCCCUCUAUUCUCCAACAGAAAAAACUGCUAGCUCUGCUUACCCCUCCAAGCCUCUGAAAAGUGCAGAAGAAGCCUAUGAAGAGAUGAUGAGGAAGGCAGAAAUGUUCCAGAAACAGCAGCCAUCCCAACAAAGUGUCUCCUACAGCAACACCUUCCAACAAGUAGGCUAUCGUAGUUCAGAAGGCCCAAAUAAUUUUGAAUACCAGUACAUAGAUGAUUAUGGCUAUGAUGGUCGGAAUGUGGACUCUUCUCAAUCUGACUACCAGAAUGAACUUUCCAAAUCUGGGGCAGUUUAUGAGGAAAUCCUUCAGACAUCACAGAAUAUUUCCAGGAUGCAUCAGUCCUCUUCUUUGGAUUUGACUCUUGAACAGGAAGUCAAGAAGAAAGGGAGAGAAGACCUUUACCAAGAAAAGCAGUUUCUGAAUGCAGAGAGUGCUUAUGAAACUGGCCCACUUACUCCUGGAACAAGUCCUACACAGCUAUCUGCUCCUGUCUCCUUUUCAUCCACUGAAAGCAGUACAAACAGAAUAAUUCCUGAUGUCAGAGUCACUCAGCAUUUUGCAAAAGAGAGUCAUGAACACCCGAAGCUUCAUAGCUCACCUACUGCACCUAGCUCAGUUUCAAAGAGUGUAACAAUGCCUUAUACUUACACUAAAGUAUCUAGCACAGUCACCACUGUUGUUUCUAGUCCAGCAAGUGCACCACGAAUUUACAGCUCUCCCACUUCUCUGAGUGGCCCAGAUGUACCAACUGUGUCCACCACUAGCCGAAGCUAUAGUCAGACAAAAGUGACAGCCAGUUAUGGAUCUCAGACAGAAAAUAUAGCCAGGGUCAAAGGCACGGCAGAGAUCAGUGGGCCAUCAGCAAGAGAGAAACUCCAGAGCAUGACUGAGAGCAAGACAAAUGUACCCAUGUCAUCUCCUAAAAUGUACUCCUUCUUCAAAAGCUCCAGCCCACCACUUUCCCCUUCUUCUCCUACUCAAAGCCCCACACAUUCUGCUCCAAGAGUUGGAAUGCCACCCAGUUCAGGGGUAGGAACCAAAACCACAGCUGAGUUUUCCAGCCAAACACAUAGCACAAUUCUCUCGUAUGAUAUCCCCACUACUACUGCUGUAUCUGUUUCUUCUCCAAUGGUAGCGCAAGGAACACAAACGCCUCAUCGAUCCAGCUCCCCUCGCCUUGCUAGGCAACAGUCAUCACAAGAAGCCCCAUUUAUGGUCAUCACAUUAGCAUCUGACGCAGCCAUUCAGACUAAGCCAAUUGGUGUAAGUUCCUCCAUUUCACCAGCCUCAUCUCCAACCAGGCAGGGCCGGCAGCAAACAGUGCAUAGUUACAGUCAGACAGCAAUCAAUGCAGCACAACUCCAGCAAGAGCAGCUGCAGUCCACUUACACAAGGACACCAUCAGGGCUAGAAAGAGCCCCUGCCUCUAGUGCUGCAAUGCAGAAAGGGCAAACCACGGGGGCGGCUGACAGCAUCCCUGGUGUGUAUAGCUGGGGGACACUGCCUGCUGAGAACAUUUCUUUGUGUAGGAUAUCAUCCAUUCCUGGGACAUCCAGAGUAGAACCUGGACCCAGACCACCCAGCAGUAAUAUUGUAGAUUUGCGGACUGCUAUUAAGGCAGCCCCAGUCAUUAUAACAGAUCAGGGUAUGGAUCUCACAUCCCUAGCUACUGAGAGCAGAAAAUAUUGCCUCACCAUGGACCAGUCACCUAGUCGGCAGUCCACAGCCAUCCAGCCCUUAAUUAUCAAUCUUAAUGCCCAAGAACAGCCCCAUGCUAUCAUAAGCACAGCCACCACGGUCAGCAUAACUGUUGCAUCUUCCAUGCUAGUGUCUCAGCCAAAGCAGCCGGUGGUCUAUGGAGACCCUUUCCAGAGCAGAAUGGACUUUGGUCAAGGCACAGGAAGUCCCGUCUGUCUGACGCAAAUUAAACAGGUAGAACAAGCUGUUCAGACUGGCACCUUCAGAGGACCUGUAGGUAGCGCUGGCAUUUCUGCUUCUGUGGGCCGCCCAGAAGCUCCAGGUCCACCACAGACAAAAUUUGCAAGAUAUAAUUUGCCCAACCAAAUGACAUCUCUCAUGAAGAAAGAUGCUCUGAUCACUCAGACCAGUAAUGCGCAGAAUGUAGUUAGUGCCAUUCCCAGACAGUUUCCUCAGGAUCAAAGCUCAGAAAUGUAUAGAGGGAUCCCAGUGGAACUGAAAACUCAGCCUCCUCCAGUCACCCUCGGAAGUAAGAAAUCCCAGGUGAUGAUGGUGCAGAUGGAUGAAAUAGCAACAGGCCCUGUAACAAAACUGAUCAAAGAGGAAUCUCCUGCCAACGCCCUGGAUCUUACUGGAAUGAAGCCUGAAAGCCAAAUCGCAUGCUGUGAUGUGGUGUACAAAUUUCCAUUUGGAGGUAGCUGCACUGGGGCUUUCAACCCUUCUUCCAAGGUGCCAGAGAAAAACGUUGGGGAUGCAACUCAUGCUGGGAAACCCAGUGGCCAGUACUAUGGAAGCAGAGAACAGGAGGCUCAAGAUGCAUAUCCCUAUAGAGAACAAUCAGCCCCAGGACCUAAUCCGUACGAAGAGCACAGGUUCUAUCCACAUGGCCUCUUUGGGAGACUGUAUUCAUCCAUGUCAGAUACAAACCUUUCUGAAAUGGGCUUGAACUAUUACCCAGUUAAAGGAGAGCAGCCCUUCCACUCCCCUGCUGGGGAUUCUGCAGUGGACUUGACAACCAUGAAACAGUCAUACGGGAUCGGCUUUACUGAUGGAGGCUACAUGGGGCAUGGAAUGCAGUAUGGCUCUUUUUCCGACCUCAGGCAGUCUACGGAUUUGCUAAGCCAUUCAUACCCAAUGCGAAGGUACAACUCAGCCUCUAACAUCUACUCUGAUUAUAGGUAUUCACCAAGAGGGGACUUGGCAAAUUUCCAGGAAGCCAGCCUGGCUCAUUAUAGUGCUACGACAGCUCGAGAAAUCAGCCGGAUGUGUGCGGCACUCAACUCUAUGGACCAGUAUGGGGGCAGGCAUACAAACAGCCCAGAUCUUCUCCAGUAUGGACCUAAUGCUCUUGGCACUGGGCCGACAGGAAGUGGAGGCAUCUCAGGUCAGCAGAGCCCCAUGAAACCAAAUAUGAUGUACAACCCAAAUUUUCCAGAGACUCGCCCAGGCUUUGGAAACCUGGCCCAGUACAACCUCGCCAGGCUUGGAGCCAUCAGACAGCUACUCCCUUCUACAGCCACUGUGCGAGCUGCUGAUGGCAUGAUUUAUUCAACCAUUAAUACGCCAAUAGCAUCAACCCUCCCCAUCACCACUCAGCCAGCUUCUGUGCUGCGGCCCAUGCUCCGAGGCCUAUAUAGACCCUACGGUCCCAGCAAUAUCACGGCUGUCCCUCUGGCCAGCCUGACCAGAGUGCCUCUAGUUCCUCCAAGGAUCCCCCUUGCAGCCCAAGGCUUGUAUCGCUACCCAGUGCCCAGCAGGCCCCCAGCAGUUCCCACAACAUCAGUGAUGGAGACACCAAUGUAUUUGGGAAAGCCUGUUAGCACCACUUCAGCCACCAUGGUCGCCAGCAGCGUAAGCCCAGCACCAGUUUCCAAGCCCUCAGCACCGACUGCUGCUAGCUUGCAGAGGCCUGAGCAGACAGGGGCUGGCACACGGGAGGAGGUGCCUGUGACAAGUUCUGGGGCACAAAGUACUUCCAGUGAAGCCACCCAGGGACAGCAGCAGCAGCAGCCGCCACCACCACCAAUCCCAGUCCAGAAACAGCAAGCAGAAGUUCCACAGGCCAGCGUCACCAGCAAAGGAGCCUCCGAAAGGGAAGAAAAGGAAAAGGAGGAAGAGAGGCAGAGGAAGCAGCAGGAGCACAUCCUCCAGUUUGAGAGGGAGAGGGUAGAGCUGGAGAAACUGAGGCAACUGAGGCUGCACGAGGAGCUGGAGAGGGAGCGUGUGGAGUUGCAGAGACAUCGGGAGAAGGAGCAGAUGCUGAUGCACAGGGAGAUCCAGGAGUUGCAAUCGAUAAAGCACCAGGUCCUGCACCAGCAGCAGGAGGAGCGCCACGCCCAGUUUGCCCUGCAGAGGGAGCAGCUGGCCCAGCAGCGCUUGCAGUUGGAGCAGAUCCAGCAGCUGCAGCAGCAACUGCAGCAGCAGUUGGAGGAGCAGAAGAGGCAAAAGAGCACCUUCCCUCCAGUAUGUGACCCAGCAGGGAGGAUCCCUCCCCAAGCAGCAUCGGAGAUGGCCAUGGAAAUGCAAAGGACCCUGGCUCAAAACGGGCAGUUCUGGACACCCCUCAACCAAGCUUUUAUGGCUACUGCCGCUCCAGGGCAAGACGGGCAAGCCCAGCCUCGCUACCCCGGGCUCCAGAGGCCUCUCACCAACUCAGCCUCUGAAAUGUCCUUGCAGAUGGAAGAUCAGUGGGAAGCCAGUCGAGGAAUCAAGAAGCGGAACUCUAUGCCACGCCUUCGGGAUGCAUAUGACAAGGAGCCCGGCCACGAGCCAUUUGUGGUGAAGAAGAUUACAGACAGCAGUGUGCAGACGGACGAGGAGGACGGCGAGGAGCGCUUCUAUGCAUCCCGGCGGCGCCGUACCCGCCGCAGCACUGACUGCAGUGUUCAGACCGAUGAGGAAGACAAUGGCGAGUGGGAGCAGCCAGUGCGGCGCCGACGCUCCCGCUUCUCUCGACACUCAGACUCCAGUGCAGAAAGCAAGCAAGACUCUUCCUCAAAAGGCAUGGCCAGCAUAGCGAUCCAGACCAUCAGUGACUGCUCGGUGCAAACGGAACCCGACCAGCUACACAGGGUGUCCCCUUCCAUCCACAUCACCACCCCUGACCCCAGGGUGGAGAUCGUGAGGUACAUCUCUGCCCCCGAGAAGACCCAACGGGGAGAGAGCCUGGCCUGCCAGACGGAGCCGGAAGUACAGCCCCAGCCAGGCAUUGUGGUCCCUCAGCUCACUGUGCCUACCACAAUCACGCCUUACUCCUCCAACAUCCAGAUCGUAAGCACGGGUCCCUUGGAUCCCCAUGCCAUCCGACAGCAAGCACUAGUGAAGAAAAAGCCUGACCCUUUGGAAAUUGGCUACCAGUCCCACCUACCUACAGAUUCCUUAUCGCAGCUGGUGUCUCGUCAGCCUCCCAAGUCUCCCCAGGUGCUCUACUCCCCCGUCUCUCCCCUCUCCCCUCAUCGACUACUAGAAUCAUCCUUCACAACCAGUGAAAGGCUCAACAAGGCUCAUGUGACCCCACAGAAGCACUUCACAGCUGACACGGUCCAGCGCCAGCAUACCCUACCUCGCCCCAUCAAAACCAUGCAGAGAUCUUUAUCUGAUCCCAAGCCCAUCAGCCCAACAUCGGAGGAGUCUGCAAAGGAUCGGUUCUCCUUGUAUCAGCACACGUUGCUCCCUGGAAGCCAGAUUUCCACUCUGCAGUCAAACACCCUUACUCGGAAAGUGAAGCGGACACUGCCCAGUCCCCCACCAGAAGAAGCUCACCUCCCAUUGGCCAGCCAAGCUCAUUCACAGAUGUACAUGCCUGGCCUCCUGCAGAAGGGAGUGGGAGUGCAGGCCAUUCAAGUGACCAAAGCCGGCCUCCUCAAAGACAUUGACCGUGACUUGAAGCUGGUAGAGCAUGAAUCCACUAAGCUGCGGAAGAAACAAGCUGAGUUGGAUGAGGAGGAGAAGGAGAUCGAUGCCAAGUUGAAGUACUUGGAGCUGGGGAUCAAUCAGAGAAAGGAGUCUUUACUGAAGGAUCGGAAUGUUCGUGAUUAUCCCUACCUGAGAUGCCUGGGAGAGAACAGGGAUUAUAUGUCUGACAGUGAGCUGAACAACCUUCGCCUCUCCGGCUAUGAGAGCAGCAGUCUUCUGACAAGGCCCAGCACUGCCCCUUCUAACCAGUAUGCAGACUUCUCCAGUGCACAGUAUACAUCAGCCUCCUCCUACAGCCCGUAUCAGUACACCUCAGGACAGGCUGCCCCACCAAGCUCAGCUACAUUCCAGCAAACAAGGUUCCAGCCUCCACACUAUGCCCCAGGGAGCAAUGGCCCUGCUCAAAAUGGCUUCCAGGCAAGCCAGCUGUCUGCCUAUCCUUCCCAGACGACAUAUCAGACACACAGCUUCACUCCAAGCACUGGGUAUCAGUCUGAACUGGGCCUGCAGAGCCAUCAGAGUUUUCGGCCACCUUACCAAGCUCAGACCACAUAUCCCAGUCAGACCCCUUUGCAGCCUGCCCAGAGUGUUCUUUUCCAGACUCAUGCAGACACACACACAACUUCCCAGAAACCACGGCAGACAUCACUAGCGGACCUAGAGCAAAAGAUACCCACCAAUUACGAAGUGAUCAGCAAUCCCACCGUGGUGAUCUCUGCUGCAACUCCAGAAGUUACAUACAGCACCACAACGGUGACCAGCAGCUAUGAUCAAUACAGGGCCCCAGAGGGAAGGCCAGCAGACAGGAGCAGUGCUGUGCAAAGUCCCUCCACCAGCUAUUCCUCUGACUCUCUCUACACCAACCUAGAACAGAACAUUCCUCGGAACUAUGUCAUGAUUGAUGAUAUCAGUGAACUAACCAAAGAAAGCACCACUGGGGAGGGCCAGAAAGGAGAUAUGCAGUUGCAGAGCAGCAAUGGACGGCAUAUGAAAGAAAAGAGUGACCUGGCAGAUGCUGAUGUCUCCAGUAGGCCUUGCUGCUAUUCCAAAGGAGAAGAGGAGUCUGAGGAGGAUAUGUAUGAUCAUCAUGGCCCUGACCAUCGGGGGAAAAGCUACCACAGGGGCACAGAGAGCAAUGGGAGGGUGUCAGGUGGCCCUGGCUCCUACUACUAUGGAGAUAGCGAUUACAGGCACUCCUCUCGGCCAGACAAGCAUGGGUCCAGCAUAGGCGUGCAGAAGCACCCUUCUAAAAACCUGGCUCCAGCUGUAAUCUCUUCGAAGCGUAGCAAACAUCGGAAACAAGGUAUGGAGCAGAAGAUCUCCAAAUUCUCGCCCAUAGAAGAAGCCAAAGAUGUGGAAUCUGACCUGGCCUCCUAUACAGUGACCACGUCAGUCAGCAGCAGCAGCGUAGCCUCUAGAGCAAAGAAGUUGCAGGAUGACAUCACAUACGGUCUCAAGAAGAAUGUAUAUGACCAGCAGAAGUACUAUGGCAUGUCUGGCAGGGAUAUGAUGGAAGAGGAUGACAGAGCAUACAGUGGACGAUCCAGGUCCUCCGGCUAUGUGUCAGAGAAAUUGUCAAAUCGUGAGGUCAGCAGCAGGAGCAGGUCCUAUGAGAGAGAGAGUAUGGAGAGGUCUCAGAAAGGAAGCUCCAAGCCUUCUUCCCUUAGCAUGACUCAGAGUCGCGGGAGGCCUCCAAUUCGCACACAGACUUCAGAAGAGGAGAGCCCCAUUAGUCCUUUGGGGAAAUCUAUGGGUGUGUCACGGUCCUCAGGUGGACCUCUCCCUCAGUCUGCUGGAGAUAGUUGCUCCCAGUUCUGCUCUAGUCACUCAUUGCCUGAUGUACAGGAACAUAUCAAAGAUGUGCCAAGAACUCACUCUUACAAGCAUGAAGAAGGUUACAUCAUGGAUGAUUCUCACUGUGUUGUUUCGGACAGUGAAGCCUAUCACUUGGGUCAGGAGGAGACAGACUGGUUUGAUAAGCCGAGGGAACCUCGUUCAGAGAGGAUGAGGCAUUAUGGGGGCCACUCCUCAUCUUCCCAGAAGAGGGCUCCAGUUAAACACACCUAUCAUGACUAUGAUGAACCCCCUGAUGAAGACAUGUGGCAUCACGACGACUACUCUCACCCACGUCACUCCUCUUCCAAAGAACACAGGCACCAUGGAGAGUAUGGGAGGCAUCCAUCCUCCUCCCGUCACUCGAGUGAUGAUCUGCCAAGGAGAUCCUCUAGGCAGCAUCCGAGAGAUCCAGGACGCCAUGAAUCACGUGGACAUGGACAGCCCUCUGCCCAGAAGAAAGCUCAGGCAGGUUACCCUUCCAGCGCCUCAGACUACUCCCAGCAGUCCCGGCAGCCAUCUGGCUACCAUCAUACCUCAGAGUCCCAAAAAUCGCAGAGGCAGAUGCAACAUGGGCCGCCAUCUCAGCAGCCAAAAUCAGAGCCUCUUUCCCACCAACAGCAGCCGCCGCCGCCACCGCAGCAGCAGCAGCAGCAGCAGCAGCAAGUGAGGCAGCAACAAGCAGGGCAGCAGCAGCAGCAGCAGCAGCAGCAACCAUCCUCUCGGCAGCCGCCACCAUCAGGCAGGCAGCCUCAACAGCAUCAAGCAGGCCCUUCACAGCAGUCUUCUCAGCAACAGCCCCAGCAAGCUAGGACACAGCAGCAGCUGCAGCAGCAGCAGCCACCGCCACCACCGACAGGUCCACAAGCCCAGCCCUCCUCACGGCCGGCCCAGCAGCAAGCUGGCCAGCCCCAGCCGCUAGGCAAACCACAGUCAACCCUCCAAGCACAACCUAGCGCUCACCAAGCAGGACCGCCUAAAGCAGAGCAGAUGGAUGCAUCCAAGCCUACCACAAAAGUGCCACAGGUGGGGAAAGCACCCCAAACACAGCCACAGGGAACAGCAGCAGCAGGCAUUAAACUGGGUCCUAAACCAGCUGGAGCACCCACCGCUGCAGGUGCAGCAGCUGGACAGCCAGGAGCAGAAGGAGAGAGUGUCUUCUCCAAAAUCCUGCCAGGAGGGGCAGCAGAACAAGCAGGCAAAUUGACAGAAGCUGUGUCAGCUUUUGGCAAGAAAUUCACAUCAUUUUGGUGAGAGAAUACCACUGGGAGUUUGGGAGAAUAAGUGGAGAUCUCAUCAUUGCACUGGAAGAACCUAUGAAGAACCCAUUGAAUUCAGUCUGCUGCUCCAGACUCUGGGUAUAACACUUUUGAAACCAUGGAAAACCACUAGGCUGUGAGACUGAAGGUGGAAGAGGUGUUUACAAAUGUCUGCCUGUGGAUCCCAUAAGACGCUCCCUGAGGACAUCUGAGCCAACUAUCACAAAGGGCUUUCAGAAGCCACCUGCCGUUGCCUGCGUGGUCUAUGCUGCGUGUGCCCUGUGGGGUGAAGACAGAGUCUUAGUCUGAGAGGUUGUACAUAGAAGACGUUUACAGAGUAUGGGCCUGUUCCAGCUGGUCACACAGUCUGGCCGCUUCCCUGAAGCUGGAGGAGAUGUCUAGGACUCCGGAGACUAAACAUUGCUGUGGUUCCACUUGUGCCUAGGGUCUGAUGAUGGGAGCCAUGGCCCUUUCUCGAGAUUAUACACAGAGUUUCUCUCUUACUGAAUUUUAACUCUAGAGUCUUCAUAGGUUUUUCCCACACUCCAAGAUGUGCUUGAGUCGAGGGCUGGGAGCUAGAUGCUCCGUUCUCCUUCACAUUCCAGUUUGCCCCGUCGACCCCUCCAUAUGCACAGUGUUUGUUCCCUCUCAUCGUCCCUGCAGUGGAGAGCAUGGGAUGAAGAGAACUUAGACCAGGACCUAACACUGUUUCACUACUGAGAUAAGAGGCCAUAGGACUCUGAAAGGCAGUGCGUAAACUGGCUGACUUUUGACUGAAGCCAAUACUGGCCAGGCAUGUCUAUCAGCCACCCCAAAGCCAUCCUGAAGCCAUUCUAAAGCAUUCAAAUGGCAGUGCUUUCCAUUGUUAGCGUUGUGCGUUGUUUUAUGUAUGCCUGGGGAUUAUUUUUAUUUCAAAAACAGCCUUAAUCAUUCCACUUUUAUUUACGUGUAUACCUCAUCAACACCCAGCGAUUGGGAGUUUUGGGUUUUUUUUCUGUUCUUUUGUGUGUGUGUGAGGUUCUUUUUUUGUUCUUUUUUUUUUACUAACUUUGUAUCAAACAUAUUUUUUCCCCUCUUUGCUUUGAACUGAGUUAGCACAUGGGCUGUUGUCGGUAGAAGCAAUAGCGUGCAGAAGGCUAUAAAGAGCACAAUCCAGUGUAAUGAGAUCAGAAGAGCUUGCCUCUGCCAUCCUCCUUCCUACUACUGUGCAAUUCAAGUCCUUCUUAAGCCAUUACCAGUGGGCAUGCUCAGAACGAUGGAGGAGCUACUUGGAGCAGAAUGUCAUUGAACCUGCCAGUAUGGAGCUCCUUGCACCGUAAUCUACAAGAGCCGAAAGAAAAACCUGCAAAACCGCUCCUUUGUUGCUGUAAAGAGUUCAGCAAGUAUACAGAUGCUCUGGUUCCCAUUUGUCUGUGCUGUCCGUUUCCUGCCCGUCUCUCGUCCACGCUGAGCAUGCUCAAGAACAACAAUUCAUUGGUGUGACCCAUAGGAGCUUCCAUUCACCGUGGGUAACAGCAGAAUGAUUCUCAUGUCUAAUGUUCUAUGCAAUGAAAUAACAAAAUUUUAAAAAACAACUGUUAAUAUUUAAUAAGUUCAAUGUUAUGUAUAAGGAUUUAAUUGCAAAUGUGCUAUUGAGAAACUGGAUAGAUAUCUUUAUAUCAAACACCUGUGUGUACGAGGUUUUCAAUUAGUGGCAUGCUUGACCCGUUCGAGGGACACUUUUGCCAAAGGGUAGACAUAGAGCCGGUGACUGUCUCUGUCUGUUGUAGAGCAUGGCUUGCUACUUCUCUGCACGGUUUCACCUACUUAGAAUGCUUGCAGUUCUUUGCUUGAAGUUAUUUUUUCUCUCCAGUUGGUUCAUCUUCUCUACUGAAUGCCAUUAGCAGAUUUAUGCACUUGUUAUUGAAGGCCUGUCAGUGAUACCGUGAAGCGUAAUUAUUCUGCAGAAUGUAAUACCAGAUGUUCUCUACCAAACAACAUUAACUUUCUGCCUUUUGCCACAACCUUCCCUGCAGUAGCCACUAGUGCCCUCUCCUAGGGGAUCCUAGGAUUUAUCUAGACCUGAAGCACAUUCCUCCUGGCCAAAAAUUAAAUCUAGAUCCUAGCUAGAUUUAGGGCCUUCCAAGGCUGGGGAAUUGCUCCAAAACGGGAUAUGCUGACAAACUCUGCAAGGGUAAUUUGAACAGCUCUAGCAUCAAUAAGAAGCUACCCAAUUUUCCUUUCAAAGGUUCAGAACCAGGGGACCAACACUGAUGACUGCUGUUCCCACUAGUAUGAUAUUAACAAACUGACAGCCCCUGAACCAUCCUCAUGCAGUUUGAAAGCUGGGGGCCAAUGAAAGGUCCAGUUUAAGAAGUAGUAGAUUCUAGAAUCCAGAGCAAUCCCACCCAUUUCCAUCAUACUCUUACUGUAGUGAUGGCACUGGGCCUUUUUCUGCAUAGCUGGACUGAAAGGCAAAGCUCUGUUUUUGCCAAAAAUGGAAGAAGGCUGUGUGUGACCUUUUGCUUUGAGAGGGACAAAGGUUAAGAGGCUAACGCCUCAGCAACAGAAUACAUUCUUGGAAGUGUGGAAGUCUUUUGAUGCAAAACAUAUAAAAUAGGAAUUGCCCUUCUGAUCUAGGCACUUGACAAAGAUGUUCCAUCUGUCACCAUCUCUUUUAGUCAAGGCACAAAUUCUAUCCACAGAAGCUAUUGAUCCUGGCAUGCAGUGCUCUGCCUUAGAUUUGGGUGGCAUACUUGAUCACACUGACAAUACUAUGCAGGCACAUCUGUUCCUACAGAAUGUGAAAUAAAGUUCAUUUUAAAGAGAACCUGGCAGAGUGAAUGUAAGGGCCACUUCACAUAUUGUGCAGGAUCAAAUUCAGGUUUGUCACCGUGCUCAGCAAAGAGCUACAGCUCAUCUCAGCUCUCCAAAUAGCAUUCCUGAAAGAUGCAUGUUCGCAAACGUGCUUCUUGCACUCACACGUUAUGUUUUACAUGCCCACUUCAGUGAAGUGUUCACUCAAUUUUUGAACAAGCAAGAUGGCAGUGGCAACUGCAGAUCUCUGAACCUAAUUCCUUCCCAACCACAUAGGCCUUUUCUUAGAGACUCCCCACAAUGGCAAGUGCAUAAUCUGAGGAUGCUUCUUCAGGGCUCUAGGUUGAAUUUGUGUCCCCUACAGGUUCACUCAGCAGUGGCUGCUACAACUUCCCUCCAUCCCUUCCAUUGUAAAUAUUGUACAGUAUGUAAAAAAACAAAAAAAAAACACUCAUGUGGUAUGAAGAACAAACAAAAUCAACUCACAGGCCCCUUCUGUAGGGCUUCAUCUUAAUGACCAGCACACCUGCCAACUCUUGCUUUUGUGUACAAAAAGAUCAACAAACAAAGCCUGGUGUUUGUGGCUGGCUCCUUUGGACUGUUCCUCUUCUUGCGAAGCAUAGCAGAGUCUUGUAGAGUUGUUGUGGCUGUCACAUGACAUGUUCCUUCCAUGCUCUCCUGCCUUCCAUGUAUCUUGAGUUCUCUCUCUCUCUCUCUCUCUCUCUCUCUCUCUCUCUCUCUCUCUCAUUUUGGAGGUGGGAGGGUUCUGUAUAAAAAUAAACCCCAUCAAACAAAAGAAGAAGUUUACAGUUGUAAGUGCAAUGACCUAAAUCCUUUAUCUGAACAUUGUAAAUGAUGUGUGUGUCCUGCUGUGCUCUGUGAGAACUUGUAGUAUUUCAGUGUACCACCUCAUGUAUUGUGAUUCCGUAUGGGAAGUUGCCCUACAAGGUAAUUCUGUGGAAAACAGAAUAAAAGGACUUGAUAUGA